Triticum turgidum subsp. durum (durum wheat) is the source of this 1077-nucleotide messenger RNA. The record is from the annotation of a GenBank genome assembly. NCBI's taxonomy places the organism in Eukaryota, Viridiplantae, Streptophyta, Magnoliopsida, Poales, Poaceae.
AUGGCACCUACUCAAGACGAGCAUAGCUCUCAAGAGUUGCUUCAGACUCAAGUUCAUCUUUGGCACCAUGCAUUGGGAUUUGUCAAGUCCAUGGCACUCAAGUGUGCGAUGGAGCUGCAAAUCCCUAACACCAUCCAACACCAUGGUGGGUCUUUGACCCCUUCUGAGUUGGCCAUGAAGAUUGGACUCCAUUUGUCUAAGCUUCCCCGCUUACUACGACUCAUGCGUGUGCUCACCGUCUCAGGUAUCUUUGUUGUUCAUGAAGUAGCCUCCCCAGACAAAGAGGUUACUUAUGGGCUUACCCCAACCACACGCCUUCUCGCUAGUGAUGAAGUUAAAUCAAGCAUAUUUCCUAUUCUGUCUUUGAUGCUUGGUACAACUGCCAUUACCCCUUUUCUUGGCAUGCAUUCAUGGUUCCUAGAUGAGCAUUCCAUGUCCCUGUUCAAAAAGGUUCACGUUGACAUUUGGGAGAUGACUGACCAGGACAAUACUUACAACCAGCAAAUCAAUAACGCAAUGGUUUCUGAUAGUAAUUUUCUCAUGGAUAUCAUCUUGAAGGAGUGUGGUGAUGUAUUUCUUGGCAUAAACUCACUUGUUGACGUCGCCGGAGGGCACGGUGGAGCUGCGAGAGCAAUUGCAAAGGCGUUCCCGCAGAUGAAAUGCACCGUGUUGGAUCUCCCUUAUGUGGUUGCAGAAGCCCCUAGUGAUGCCUAUGUGUCAUUUAUUUCUGGCGAUAGGUUUAAGUACAUUCCACCAGCAGAUGUUGUUUUCCUGAAGUGGGUUUUUCAUGAUUGGGGUGAUGAAGACUGUGUCAAGCUGUUAAAAAAUUGCAAGGCAGCUAUCCCUCCCAAAGAUGCUGGUGGAAAGGUGAUAAUCGUUGAUAUGGUAGUUGGAUCUGGGCCAAAUGACAUUGUAACAAGAGAGACACAGGUUUUGUAUGAUCUCUUUAUCAUGUCUAUUGAGGGCAUUGAGCGGGAGGAACUUGAGUGGAAGAAGAUAUUCAUGGAAGCUGGGUUCGGCGACUACAAAAUUAUAUCAGUGCUGGGAGUUAGGUCUGUUAUUGAGCUCUACCCUUGA